This is a messenger RNA of Anopheles maculipalpis, 1152 nucleotides long. Its product is annotated as ribosomal RNA-processing protein 8. The transcript is spliced from 4 exons. Gene Ontology annotation, biological process: rDNA heterochromatin formation; regulation of transcription by glucose; cellular response to glucose starvation. Gene Ontology annotation, cellular component: rDNA heterochromatin; chromatin silencing complex; nucleolus. Bases 1 to 1152 code for a protein of 383 amino acids. Gene Ontology annotation, molecular function: methyltransferase activity. The record is from RefSeq and is a predicted model, not a curated record. Lineage: Eukaryota; Metazoa; Arthropoda; Insecta; Diptera; Culicidae.
AUGAGCAAACUGUUUAGCGAGUGUGAGUGGGAAGAUGAUUUACCAACAAUUGGAACAAAUUUCCGAUUCUCUAAAAAACGGGAAGACAAAAAGCCGAAAAAAAAGAAAACUGAUUUGGCAGAAGCACACCACGUUGAGAAUGGGAAUCAUCAGCAAGAAAAUGGUAUCCAAAAACCAAACGGAUGGUCUGUAUUGUUAAAGAAUGGUAAAAACAACUCGAAACAUGUGAACGAUGAUGCGGAUAAUCCAUCCAAUGCAAAGAACAGCAAGCCGAAAAGCGAUAAGAGAAAGGCUGAUGACACUGUGGAUGUAGUUGGCAACAAAACAGCCACCAAAAAGAUUAAAUCGAAUGAAACAAUUAAGGUAACUGAAGCUGCAAAACAAAAUGGAAAAGUUACUUCGAAAGGUUCCAAUCCAAAUACUAAUUCCACUGGCAGCCAUGAGGAGAAGAAAAAACCUAAAUCCUUCAAAAAACCUGGGGAAGGUUGUAGCAAUUUGAGAGACAAGCUGGUAGAUCGCCUGAAGGGAUCCCGGUUCCGUUUCAUAAACGAGCAGCUUUACAAAAUUCCGGGCAAAGAAGCGAAAAAGCUGUUCCAAGAAGAUCCAGCUUCAUUCGACGCUUACCACGAAGGUUACCGCCAGCAGGUUGAGCAAUGGCCCAUGAAUCCAUUGAACCGUAUGAUCAAAUGCAUACUAAAACUUCCAAAAGAUACAAUCGUAGCUGAUUUCGGAUGUGGCGAAGCCAAAUUGGCAGCAUCUGUACCGCAUAAAGUUUACUCACUGGACUUGAUGUCGAACAACAGUAGUGUUAUUGCAUGCGACAUGGCAAACACACCGCUCGAAAGCAAUUUCGUGAAUGUCGUUAUAUUUUGCCUCUCGCUUAUGGGUACUAAUCUAGCCGACUUUUUCCUGGAAGCUAACCGUGUACUGAAAGUUGGAGGCAUCAUGAAAAUUGCAGAAGUUUCUUCGCGCUUCGAUAACGUGAACGUGUUUGUCAGCAAUGUACAGCGUUGUGGCUUCAAGUUGGAAAAUAAGGAUCUAAAGCACAGCUUGUUCUACUUCUUUAAUUUUAAGAAGGAGCGUACUGUAUUGAAAGGUUCAACCAAUACCAAACAGUUUAGCUUGAAGCCAUGCUUGUAUAAGAAACGCUAG